This is a messenger RNA of Rhodamnia argentea, 1004 nucleotides long. RefSeq names its product NDR1/HIN1-like protein 26. The coding region runs from base 66 to 695 and encodes 209 amino acids. The record is from RefSeq and is a predicted model, not a curated record. Lineage: Eukaryota; Viridiplantae; Streptophyta; Magnoliopsida; Myrtales; Myrtaceae. Gene Ontology annotation, biological process: defense response to other organism. The transcript has a single exon.
CCUUAGCAUUGCUAAACCACCGCCUCUCUCCCUCUCUUCCCACUCAUCUUGUGCAGUUCCUGCAAAUGUCUAGAGUGCUUAUCAGUUCACCGGAGCACUGUGAAAGGCGAGGAUUCAACACCGACGCACGCUACAAGAAGCUGCUUUUCGCGUUCUUCACUGCCCUGACUUUGUUCCUCGCACUGGUUGUUCUUGUUUGGCUCAUCCUUCACCCGACCAAGCCUCAGUUCACCAUCAAGGAAGCUGAUAUCAACCAGCUUAACCUCUCCAGUCCUCGCCUCAACUACUCUAUCCGGCUCACUUUGCUCACCGAGAAUCCAAAUGGAAAGGUCGGGAUUUACUACGACAACCUACAAGUUUAUGUCGCUUAUAGGGGUCAGCAGAUAACGGAAGAAUCCACUCUGCCUCCUUUCUACCAAGGGCAACAACAUAGCGAUCUCCUGACUGCUUCCUUGGUUGGGAAUGGACUUCCAGUGGCUGCUUCUCUCAGUUACCAAGUGGGACGAGAUCAGACGGCUGGGCAGCUAGUGUUGAGCGUCAAGGUGAACGGACAGCUGCGGUGGAAGGUUGGGACUUGGGUUUCCAGGCAAUACACUCUCAAUGUCAAUUGCACCGUGGUCAUGGCCUUUCAGCCCAGUGCCCUGGUUACCCCCUUAAGUUCGAAGCAGGGAAGUCGGUGUUCGACUUCCAUAUAAAAUUGACAUGUACUGAUAUCUACAUUCACACUUUGUCGAUAUUGUCUUGUAAGCAUUCUGGCGACCGGUAAAUCCGGUCGACGAAUGGUCUGGCGUAAAUAAAAAAAGAAGGAAGUUAGUGAUUGUACGUGAGAAGGAAGAUCUAUGUUCAGCUUUUCAUCGUAGUUCUUUAUCUUGUCUUUGCGUAUCAUCAUUCAUACAGAGCUUUCGAUGAGUGGAAACGUCUGUGGAUACUGCUUUUUCCACUUCCUUUUGCAAGUGGGUAUUGAGCCUUUGGUUCUUCUUUGCUUGGGUUGCAGAAGGAAGAAG